AUGGAGCGCGAAGACAUUACUGCUCCUUCGCUAUUAGCCACGUCAAGCGGUAGACACCAAUUGCAAUACCAAGUCCGGAUUUUGGUCAAUGGAGUGGCGGCAAGCACGGUUCAAGCUAUAUUGGCGUCUAGUGUGGCUUGUACGGUCACAUCCGUGUCUCGUGGGUGCCCACUCGGCUCGGAGGCAUAUGAUUCCAACUUUUUCGUGGCAACUUUUGACAUGGUGUCAUGUCCCGAGCAACUCAAGCUGGUAACGCACAUCGCAACAUCCGAAACGGAGAUCUUUUUCCACCAUUUUCGUCACUUUCAACGCGUUCCCUGUUUUUCCUGCUAUUCGCCAUAUCACUCGAGUGCUAAGUGUGGUGGACGCAAAGGCGCUUUUCAAAUUCAGCAUCACCGAGAAUUUACUGGUAUUCCAAUAGCUCCUCCUCACGUCAGUGGGUUGACUUUUAACCACUUGGACGUUGCCGGUCGCCUGCAGCAUGUCUCUGGACUGGCGGAUACUUUGGUGGCAACCACGGCGAAAUUAAAGGCUGAUGGCGACAAGGCCCCACUGUUAAGUGAGGUCUCGCAGGUACCUCCUUGUGCUGGGCAGUCGUCAGUUCCGAACACGUCUCCGCUUGCCGGUGGACAGGCCGUUCGGGGCGGGGCUACUCGCGUCAGUGGUCCAAUGACGAACGAGUGGUUCGAUCCUGGAGCGAACAAGAAAAAGAGGGAUGUGCGCCCCGCAGAUGUUUCGGCUAGUCGGGCAACAGGACCUGCUGUGAAGCUACCCAAGCAUCUGCAGUUCAACAAAGAUGGAGGUGCAAGAAAGUCACCACUCCCGAAGUCGAAGGCUGUUGCCCAAACUAUUUCCACGAACACGGUCGCUGACAAAAAGAAACCACCUCAACAGACUAAUGCAACUGUUCGUCAAAAAGGGCAAUCGACCACGGUCCAUUCUUCGCCACCACCCUCCGCUUCUUCGAAGGCGGACACCCAGCGCACGCUGGCGAUUCGGGAACUGGACCACAUAUUGAGUGGUGCUCAUGAGGAAGUUGCAGAACCUGCACCGAUUGAUCCGGGGGUCGAUUCGGCGCUGCCUUCGACGAAUUUAAAAGAGGCGACCCUUGAGGCCGUUCGAUCGCAAGUAGCAACCGCACAAAAAACGGUCGAGGAACUUAAUUUAGCAGCCGAAGAGAAGCAGCGCGCGGCAGACACCACGAAAUCAUGCUACUUUGCGGCUCACGCUCAGGCACUCGAAGUGGCUAUUGCUACUGAGAAAACGAGUAAUAGAGAACCUACUUCUCCUGAAGAAGUCAGUGAGGAAUUGCUGAGGAUGGAGUACGAAUACCGCACCGCAGGUGCGACGGCGAACCGAGCGAAUGCGGAUGCAACGAUAGCAGCGAAAACCCUCGAAACACUGACACGUAGGUUGGCGAAGAUUACACCGAAACCGGAGCCUGUGACCGAAGAUACGGCCCCGCAAGAUGAUACACCACCUCGCGAGAUGCCUACGGAGAUGGCAGCAAGAAGUAGAGAGCGGAGUCGGUCCAUGAUACAACGCUUGUUGGCUUCGUAUGUGCGCCGCAAACGGGGUGUACCAAGUGAGCCGAUCGAUAAACCUCUUGGUACGGUACCUACCGCGAAGGCGCCUCGUGAUCCGGGUCCACCGGAUCUACCGCCGAUGUGCCCCCCAGAAUCGGACGGGCAGCGUCCCCAAGAUCUCGAUGUUACUAUGGCGGAGAGCACGGUUACGUUCGGGAACACUAUGUGCUUGAAUGAUUUAAAUGGAGGGGCAGUUACUCCGCCUCCGUGCCGCUAG
Molecule: messenger RNA, 1803 nt
Organism: Peronospora matthiolae
Lineage: Eukaryota; Oomycota; Peronosporomycetes; Peronosporales; Peronosporaceae
Source: the annotation of a GenBank genome assembly